UAAUUCUAUGUGGCAACAUGCUAUGCUAGCCUUAAACCAUUUGUCGAGUGUCAAAAUCGUCGAAUUGAAGGGAGAGCUUCGCUUUUUGUGCAAAUCUCAUUCAUUUGUUCAUCAUCUUUUUGAUCGAUCGAUAAGAGAUAUAUGCAACUCACGCUCCUCUGAUCGCUGAUUUUCAGUGUUCGCCGUUUCAUUCUCUGCAGCUGCACGGAUAUAGAGAGACGAUGAAGAAGGAUAAAUCAGUAGUAAUAGAGAACCCUAGCGGAAGUGGUGUAGCUAAAACAUCUUCUUCGAACAGGUUAUUUGUACGAGAAGAAGAAGAAUCAGAGAGAAAACAAACUACUUACGACUUCCCCUUGCCAAUUGUUACUCGUAAUGGUUCCUCCAAAUACGAUUUCGUCAAGGUGAAAGUAUGGUUGGGUGAUAAUGCUGAUCACUACUAUGUCCUCUCAAGAUUUUUGCUUAGCAGAAUGUUGACUGUUACUAAGAUUCCUAAUCAUACUGCUCUCAAAAUUGCACUUGAACUCAAGAAGUUGCUGGUAGACAAUAGCCUUCUUGAUGUCUCUCAAUCUGAUCUGGAAACUAAUUUGUUUAAGCUCAUGAACUGGCGUGGCUAUGGGCAAGAGUAUAUAAGUCGUUACAGGAUGAUGACAAGAUUUCACCAUCAAAGGGUACCACUGGUCAUUCUUGUAUGUGGGACAGCAUGUGUUGGAAAGUCUACAAUUGCUACCCAACUUGCACAAAGGUUAAACUUGCCAAACGUAUUACAGACUGAUAUGGUCUAUGAAUUGCUAAGGACUUCAACAGAUGCACCAUUGGCAUCUUCACCUUUAUUGGCACGUGACUUUAGCUCCUCUGAUGAGUUAAUAACUGAGUUUUGCAGAGAAUGUAGAAUAGUCCGAAAAGGUUUGGCUGGUGAUUUAAAGAAAGCAAUGAAAGAUGGAAAGCCAAUCAUUAUUGAGGGAAUGCAUGUGGAUCCAAGCAUAUACCUAAUCGAUGAUGGAAAUACCAACAAGAAUGCUGAAAAGAUGAGUAAGGGUCCUGAAAGUGUUCCUGAGAAUAUUACAAUUCACAAUAUGAAAGAUCAAGCAGUGGAAAGAAAGGCUAUUCAUAAGAGAGAAAAAUCUGGAGCCCCAGAGCCAGUUGUAAUUCCUAUUGUCCUAAAGAUGGCUGAGUUUGAUCAUAAGGCAUUACUAGAAGAGUGGAUAUCUACACGUAAAUUCAGCAGUUAUCCAAUCAAGGAUAAAGACAAACUGAUUAGCAACCUAAAUACCAUUCAAGAUUAUCUGUGCUCUUUCACAUCACAAGGCUCAGAAGUAGCCAACAUAUCCACAACAACUUUCCCUCAAACACUUGACUGGCUCCAUAAUCAUCUUCUUCAGCGUAUUGAACAAGGUAUAUCCUCCGCCUCUAAAGAAAAUGUUGGUCAACAUGAUGAAACGUAGAUUGGGCAUUUCACAAGUACAAAUCGUUGACUUUUCAUCUCCAAAGUUAAUGUUACAAUAAAGACUCAAACUUUGUCUCAUUUACAAUAAUACAAAAAUGGUGACACGUGUACAUUCAUAUACCAAAUAUAUGGUUCUUAAAAGUGCCACUUGGGUCUGGUUUCUUCUU
This is a messenger RNA of Lactuca sativa (garden lettuce), 1611 nucleotides long. Its product is annotated as P-loop NTPase domain-containing protein LPA1 homolog 2. Lineage: Eukaryota; Viridiplantae; Streptophyta; Magnoliopsida; Asterales; Asteraceae. The record is from RefSeq and is a predicted model, not a curated record.